This is a messenger RNA of Paramecium octaurelia, 651 nucleotides long. The record is from the annotation of a GenBank genome assembly. NCBI's taxonomy places the organism in Eukaryota, Ciliophora, Oligohymenophorea, Peniculida, Parameciidae.
AUGAAACUAACAAAAAUGACAUCCAUCAAAAGGGUCAAUAUUACCAUCAUCACAAUCUUCCCCAGGAACAAUUAAUUCAUCUCCACAAAUAUUUUGACAUUUAUUUUCAAUCAAUUAAAAUCCUCUUUAACAUUACAAACAACCAUUAAUUUGACAAUUUAAACAACUAGGUUAACAAGAUAAUUAACAGUUAUAGCAGCCAUCAUAUAAUAAAGUAUUCAUAUCUUCACAUUUUUCAUUUCCAACUAUUAUAUUAUCAUUACAUUUUUCUAAACAUUUAUUGCUUUUAGCGUCAAGGUAAUAAUGAUCAAUGCAUUAUAAACAUUUUUCAUUCAGACAGGUCAAACAAACAGAAGUUUAACAUUAAAACUUACAAAUCGAGCUGCACCCAUCAUAGUCAUUUAAAUUAAAAUCAUCGCAUUCCUCUGUAUUUCUUCCAUAAGGAUCAACUGCAAGGUAGCCAUCCCCGCAAAUAUUGACACAAUAAUAACUUUAAGGUUUAAAACCAACAACUUUACAAUCUAAACAAUUCAUUCCAUCAGAACUACAUGUUUUGCAAUCAUUUCUGCAUAGUCUCUUACAUUAAAAACAAUUAUCAUUUUCAUCUAGAUUAUAUCCAUCAUCACAUUCUUCCGAUCCUAUAACAAUUGA